UCCAAACUCUCGUCUCAAUUGGUUGGGAAAGUAUUUAAACCGACAGAUCCCAAUCCGUCCCCUCUCUGUGGGUCGCGCAUAUCGCAGAAAAGAGAACUUUUCAUCGUGGCUUCUUCGCCCUCAGUGUGAUUGGAUACGCGAUCUUAAUUAGUUCAACACCCCGCAUUUUUGUCUACGGAUCAUUUUGAUAUUGGACUGCGGAGAUGGCAGAGGAGGUUCACAAGGUUAUUUUGAAUGUAUACGACUUAAGCCAAGGAUUAGCUAGGCAAAUGUCCAUGGCUUUCUUGGGGAAAGCCAUCGAGGGCAUAUGGCACACGGGAUUGGUGGUUUAUGGUAAUGAGUACUAUUUUGGGGGAGGCAUACAACAUGCUCCUGCUGGGUCAACACCGUAUGGCACACCAAUUAAAGUGGUAGAUUUGGGUGUCACACAUGUGCCCAAGGAUGUAUUUGAGAUGUAUUUGCAGGAGAUCAGUCCCCGGUAUACUGCAGAAACCUAUAGUUUGCUUACUCACAAUUGCAACAACUUUAGCAAUGAGGUUGCUCAGUUUUUGGUGGGUGCAGCCAUUCCAGACUAUAUUUUGCAGCUUCCUAAUGAAGUUAUGGGCAGUCCAAUGGGAGCUCUUAUUAUGCCCAUGAUACAGAAUCUGGAAGCAACAUUGAGAAGUGGUGCAGCUCCUCAAGCUCCGCAGUUCAGGCCUGCUUCCAUGGUGCGAACGACCACUAGCACUGCGAAACCCUUGAGCACUUCCAAAAAAGAGAUUGGUGACAAAUUGAAAUCUGGAGCGCAGCAGCGCACCAAGUCAGAGGAGCAGGGAGCAUCAGGAAGUGUGGUUAAACCUCCCAACGGAGUUGUAGAUCCUCUCGGGGAUGCUCGAAGUAAGGUGCAAGAGGAGAUCUCUGCUGAGUUUGCUGCAAUCAUGGCAAGUGGAACACUGCGGGCAAGCGAGGCUGCAGCGCUUGCAACAAGAAGAGUGAUGCAGAGAUAUGGUCAUGCAGGUACCACGAUGUCACAGGGUUAAGGGUUUGCGUUGUUUCAGAGUUGUGUUGGAGUUUGGCAAUUAUUUUUGGAAGCUGCAAUUCGAUUUGCUUCCGAACAUUAUAAAAUCAAGUGAUCAUGUUACCUGUAUGAAGCUGAAUCCGUAGACGAUGAUCAUAGGGUGUUUGUAUUUUCUGUUGAAUAAUUAAUGAUCUUGUAGCGUUUCAUCCGUGGCUUCGUAGUCUAAAAUAUUUAAGGACUACUUGUAGAGCCGAAUACUUGUCCUCAAAGAGGCCUCAUUUGGAUUUGAGUGAUUUGGAAUUGAAUGGUUUUAGUUCA
Molecule: messenger RNA, 1315 nt
Organism: Pyrus x bretschneideri (Chinese white pear)
Lineage: Eukaryota; Viridiplantae; Streptophyta; Magnoliopsida; Rosales; Rosaceae
Product: desumoylating isopeptidase 1
Exons: 5
Coding region: 204-1019 (271 amino acids)
Biological process (GO): protein modification by small protein removal
Molecular function (GO): peptidase activity
Source: RefSeq, a predicted model, not a curated record